ACCCCUAACUUUUACUCCAUAGAACAAUGAGACUAGAGAGUAGAGAGUAGAGAGUGAGUAAUUAUCAAUUUUUCCAAUAUAAUUAAAACAAUUAAUACUUGUAUUGUUUUUCAAGUGCACCCUCUCUCUCUUCCUCCAUUGAAGCGUACUCUGAAUCCUCCAUUGAAGCGUCUUUGGAGCUUUCUUUUCUUUAUUGAAGCGGCUUUUGAGCUUUCUCUCUUCCAUUGAAGCAGCUACUGAGAAGGGCUUAACGCGGGAGAAAUGAUGAUUGGUGUGGCUACUGGAAGGCGAGCAAUAUCAGCGAUUCCUAGAUUAUGCCAACGAAUUAAACAAACAGAUAAUGAGAUUGUCAAAAUGUUUCUCGUAAAAAAUCCAGUGUCUGAUACCCAAAACACGUCACCAAGUCGAAAGAGUUAUGCUCGAGCAUUAGACGAGAGAUUUAUCAGGAUUUUGAAAGUAUUUAAGUGGGGGCCUGAUGCUGAAAAGGCUUUGGAAGUACUUAAGCUAAGGGUGGAUCAUAGAUUGGUAUGUGAAGUUCUUAAAAUAGAUGUUGAUAUAAAUGUCAAGAUUCAGUUCUUUAAGUGGGCAGGGAAAAGGAGGAAUUUUGAGCAUGACUCUACCAGUUACACGGCUUUGAUCCAUUGUUUGUUUGAAGCUGGAUCAGCUAGUGAACUUUGGAAGACAAUCCAAGACUUCGUUCGAAGCUCAUGUCACUUUAGCCCAUCUGAAUUUUCUGAAGUUCUGAGAGUUCUAGGCCAUGCUAAGAUGCUGAACAAAGCAGUUUCAAUCUUCUAUCAGAUUAAAAGGCACAAGUGUAAACCAACGUCAAGCACUUACAACUCCCUCAUCUUGAUGUUGAUGCAAGGUGGUCAGUAUGAAAAGGUGCAUGAGCUUUAUAAUGAGAUGUGUAAUGAUGACAGCUGCUUCCCUGAUACAGUAACUUACGGUGCUUUGAUACAAGCAUUUGGAAAACUGGGCCGUGACGAUUCUGCUGUGAGGUUGUUUGAUGAGAUGAAGGAGAACGGAUUAGUUCCCAAUGCAAAGAUCUAUACAGCAAUAUUGGCCAUUUAUUUCAAGCAGGCCAGGGCUGACAAGGCAUUGGAUCUGGUCAAAGAAAUGAAAGAAAAGGGGUGUUCUCUAACUGUUUACACGUAUACUGAAUUGAUUAAGGGACUAGGUAAACUUGGCCGAGUGGAUGAGGCUUAUGACACCUUUUUAAGUAUGCUAAAAGAAGGAUGCAAGCCAGAUGUUGUCUUAAUUAACAACUUAAUAAAUGUUUUAGGCAGGUCUGGUUUUUUGGCUGAGGCUCUUAAGGUGUUUGAAGAUAUGGAAUCUUUGCAGUGUAUACCAAAUGUGGUCACAUAUAACACAGUAAUCAAAUGUUUAUUUGAAGCCAAUGCUCCACUAGCUCAGGCCUCUGCAUUGUUCGAUAAAAUGAAGGGAGUUGGGAUUGCCCCUAGCUCUUACACUUACUCCAUUCUGAUUGAUGGUUUUUGCAAGAAGCAUAGAGUUGAGGAGGCUUUGAUGCUUCUUGAAGAAAUGGAUGAGAAGGGUUUUCCUCCUUGCCCAGCAGCAUAUUGCAGUCUGAUUAAUAGCCUUGGAAAAGCAAAACGAUAUGAUGCUGCAAAGGAGCUAUUCCAGGAGCUGAAAGAAACCUCUGGUACCUCAAGUGCUAGAGUUUAUGCCGUAAUGAUUAAACAGUAUGGUAAAAGUGGUUGUCUUGAUGAAGCAAUAGAUCUUUUCAAUGAGAUGAAGAAAGUUGGCUGCAGUCCAAAUGUUUAUGCUUAUAAUGCACUUAUGUCUGCAUUGGCGAGAGCUGGCAUGAUAAAUGAAGCACAAAGGUUGCUUCAGACUAUGGAAGAAAAUAGCUGUGCACCAGAUAUAAACUCACGAAAUAUUAUAUUAAAUGGUGUGGCUCGAACAGGUGGUCCAAAACAAGCAAUAGAAAUGUUUGAUAAGAUGAAGAAUUUACCCAUCAAACCAGAUGCUGUUUCCUACAAUACUAUGCUUAGUUGUCUUAGUCGUGCUGGUAUGUUUGAGGAGUCUGUGAAAUUGAUGAAAGAGAUGAAUAACAAUGGUUUUCAGUAUGACCAAAUUACAUAUUCAUCACUUCUUGAGGCAGUGGGAAAGAUAGAUGAUGAGCCUACACCACCAACUUUUGCACAGUAGUCAGGUCGAUAUCUGCGUGAUUUAUGAGGAUAUUUUCUUCAUAAUGCUUCGUUGGUUUUCAUAUUAGUCUGAUGAGCCAUUUGUUACAGUAUUGGAUGAAGUGAGGCUGUAAUAUCCUAAGUUCAUUGAUGAAGCGUAUGGAAUGGAGGACUGAUUUGUUAGAGGAUUAUUUUAAUGAGAGUGAUCUAAUUGAUGCAGAGCGUAUGGAAUGGAGGACUGAUUUGUUACUUGUUAGGGAUCAGAAAUGCAUACUUGCUAUCCCCAUCAGUAGUGCCCCAAAGGAUGAAAUAUCCUGGGCUUUUUCGAAGGAAAGGUGAGUACACUGUAAAAUCAGCUUAUAUGCUAAGGAAAAGCUGUAAUUUUGAUGAAGUUCAUCACGCUUGGGUUGAAAUUUGGAGCCUUGAUGUCUCACCUAAGGUCCGCCGCUUUCUUUGGAAAUUGUGUACCAACACAAUUCCUACCUGAACUAUUUAUAAGAGCUGCCACCUGAUUGAGGAUUCUUCAUGCUCUUGGUGCCAGUCAGAACAAGAAAGUCCAUGGCAUGUACUGUAUGAAUGUAUCCGAGUUAGGAGUCUGUGGGAGGAGACUAAGUGCAAUAUCUUGAUGCGUGAUGGGAAGUUGGGGACUCAAAAUCCUUCUGUGAGAUGCUGGCAAAGUGGAGGAAUAUUGACACCAAAUUAAAGUAGCGUGGUUCCAUCCUAGCAUGGUGGUUAUGGGCUGAAAGAAAUAAGAAAGUGUUUGACAGGAAAGAAACGCCAAACACUAUCUUACUGAACCGUGUGUUCAGGUUAAAGGAAGAACAAGGCAUGUAUGCAAAACAAAUUAUUCCAAGCCUGUGAUGAAGAAACCCUCCCAUCAGAAAACAUGGUCAGCCCCCUCCUGAUGGUGUGAUUAAGCUGAACAUUGAUGCAGCCCUGAAUACUGAAGGUUGGGCCGGGUUAGGAGUGGUGGCGUGGGACAGUCAAGCGGAGGUUCUGCUUGCUGCUCUAUGCCGCAUUAAAGCCUGGUGGUCCCCUAGUAUAGUUGAAGCUAAAGCCAUAGUAAUGGCGCUCUGUCUUGGUAGAAGAUACGGACUGAAGGACAUAGUGGCGGAGUCGGAUUGUGAACUACUUGUGAGCAGAUUGAACAGAGCAGCGAUUUUUAACACGGACCUUGAUGCCAUUCUGGAGGACAUUCUUGUUUUGAGUAAUAUUUUUAAUUCUGUAUCGUUUUCUCAUGUUAAAAGUGAUGGGAACAGCUGCCCAUCAUCUAGCUGGAGUUAAUCCUUUUGGAGUUGAGCGUGGGAAAAUCAUUCUCCUCUGGAAAUUGCUUCUUUUGUACUGAUGACAAGUUUCUCACUAAUUCCAUAUUUUGGUUACAUAACUAUUGUCUUUUUAAGAAUGUAUUAUACAUACGGAGUAUGUAGUAUUUAUUGUAACACAUUCCUUUAGUCAUAUAUAUGCAUAUUUUUUUUAUUAAUUUGUUUAUUUUGAUAACAUGUUUUUUUUAUUAUUUUGAGAUAUCCAUUUAAGACUAGAGCAUUUGCAUUGUCUUAUCUGAAUGCAUGUGACCCGUCUUUGGAUUAUAUGGGGGUUCUGGAGAUGUCAAAAACCCAUUUAUAAUUUGGCCUGAAGUUGUUGAGGUAAACUUCCUUAUAGAAGCAUCGGGAACUUGUUAAACUCGUGUAUUGAAUGGUUGCUCCUUGACUGAACUGAAGUACCUGGAUCUUGGAUGGUGAGGAAGAACCAGGACAUAAAAAAGCUUGGGCAUCUCAAGUUAGAUCUGUGUGGAAAGGAGUGAUGCUAUGCAGAUGGCUGGAUCCAUAUUAUGCCUUCACUGCUGAUUGAAA
Chenopodium quinoa (quinoa) is the source of this 3997-nucleotide messenger RNA. RefSeq names its product pentatricopeptide repeat-containing protein At3g16010-like. Lineage: Eukaryota; Viridiplantae; Streptophyta; Magnoliopsida; Caryophyllales; Amaranthaceae. Gene Ontology annotation, molecular function: protein binding. The transcript has 5 exons. The record is from RefSeq and is a predicted model, not a curated record. Bases 262 to 2169 code for a protein of 635 amino acids.